AUGAAAAUAGCUAGAAUUCGUAAACCAUUAAUUACAAAAGCAUAUAUUGCCUUAUUUGUUUGCUUUUCUACUAAAGCAAUACACUUAGAAUUAAUCAGUGACCUUACCACUGAAACCUUUUUGGCAUGUCUUCGAAGAUUUAUAUCUAGACGAGGUGUACCUAAUAGAAUUUAUUGUGAUAAUGCAAAGACAUUUAAGGGUGCUUCCAAUUAUUUAACUGAACUGUAUAAUCUUUUAGCGUCUAAACAUAAUAUGGACUCUGUACAUCAUUUUUGCUCUGAUAAAUUAAUUAAUUUUAAGUUCAUACCUAGUUAUGCCCCAGAGUUUGGUGGUUUAUGGGAAGCUGGGGUAAAAAGCGUAAAGUAUCAUUUAAAAAGGGUUGUGGGUUUUGCCUGUUUAACCUUUGAAGAGCUUUAUACUAUUAUAACUCAAAUAGAAGCCAUAUUAAACUCUAGGCCCUUGCUCCCUAUGAGUAGCGAUAUAUCUGACUUAACAUAUUUGACUCCGGGACAUUUCCUAAUUGGGGCUCCUCUCACUAGUAUACCAGAACCGAACCUUUCAGAUAUUAAUAUAAAUAGACUUAAGUUUUGGCAAAUUUGUACUAAAAUUAAACAAGAAUUUUGGAAAUUGUGGAGCAAUGACUAUUUAACUCAACUACAAAAUAGACCCAAGUGGAAAUAUAAUUAUGAUAAUUUAAAAGAGGGUGACUUGGUCAUUGUGAAGCAGGUUAAUGUGCCAUCAUUAUAUUGGCCCAUGGGGCGCAUUGUUAAAACAUUUCCUGGCUCUGACCAUAAGGUUAGAGUGGCUGAAGUAAAGAUGGCAAAUGGUAGAACCUAUGUUCGCUCUUAUCAAAAAUUAUGUCCGCUUCCUUUAGUUAACUAG
This is a messenger RNA of Melitaea cinxia (Glanville fritillary), 882 nucleotides long. RefSeq lists its product as uncharacterized. The record is from RefSeq and is a predicted model, not a curated record. Gene Ontology annotation, molecular function: nucleic acid binding. NCBI's taxonomy places the organism in Eukaryota, Metazoa, Arthropoda, Insecta, Lepidoptera, Nymphalidae. The transcript has a single exon. Bases 1 to 882 code for a protein of 293 amino acids. Gene Ontology annotation, biological process: DNA integration.